CUCCUUCUCCUUCUCCUUCUUCUUCCCUUUGCUUUAAAACUGCGCCAUGAAUGACACAGUCUGGAAUGCUUUGCCAACCAUUUUCAUGGUCAUGGUUCAGCUCGGACUCGCUGUAGGUAACGUGCUCUAUAAGUUAACUGUUGCGGAUGGAAUGAACUUGCGGAUUAUUAUUGCUUAUCGUUUCUUGUUUGCCUCUGCCUUCAUGCUUCCCCUCGCCUUCUUCUUAGAUAGAGGAAAAAGGUCGAAGCUCACUUGGUCCGUGCUUUUCUAUGCUUUUCUCUCCGCUUUCUUUGGGGGGUCGUUGGCGCAAAACUUAUACCUGGAGAGCAUGAGUUUAACAUCUGUGACAUUCGCUGCAGCCAUCGGCAACCUUGGCCCAGCCGUCACCUUCAUUUUGGCACUCUCCUUCAGGUUGGAGAAGUUGAACAUAACAACAACCGGAGGGAAGGCUAAAGUGGUGGGGACAUUAUUAGGAAUAGGUGGGGCCAUGAUCCUUACAUUCUAUAAAGGCGUGGAACUUAAUCUUUGGUCAACCCACGUUGACCUUUUGCAUAACUCAGGUGGACACGUGGCAGACACAGAACACGACAUCCGUAGUCAGCUGCUGGGAAGUGUGCUCGGUUUUGCUGGCUGCGUGUCGUAUGGGUUAUGGCUCAUCGUUCAGGCGAAAAUGAGUGAAUCCUAUCCAUGCCACUACUCAAGUACAGCGUUGAUGUGUUUGAUGGCAUCCAUUCAGGCAGUUGCUUUUGCUUUGUGCUUGGAAAGGCGAUGGAGUGAGUGGAAGUUGGGAUGGAAUAUCCGACUUCUCGGCGUCUCAUAUACCGGGAUUGUAGCUUCUGGAGUGAUAGUAGCGCUAAUCUCAUGGUGCGUACGAAUGAGAGGCCCAAUGUUUGUAUCAGUUUUCAGUCCUCUUAUUCUGCUCCUUCUUGCCAUAGCCGGAUCCUUGUUUUUGGAAGAAAAACUCCACUUGGGAUGUGUGAUUGGAGGAGUGCUGAUCAUAUGUGGAUUAUACGUAGUGUUGUGGGGUAAAAGCAAAGAGAUGAAGAAGAGUACGCAAUUAGCUCCCAUGGGAAGCAUUGAGCACCAACCUGUGGUCAUAGACCUGCCCAUUUCAUCUCCAACAACUAUUCCUAAAACUGAAACCGAUACUCCUCGGGGUUCCAACAGCAGCAAUCGCAACGUCAAUUAGGGAGCAUCGUUCUUACAUACAAGUUAGAACAUAUUGAGACAAGAUCAAAACAAAAAGGUAUUAAACUGUUAGGAAUUAGGAUAGGAAUAGGUAGCAAAAUAUUAAGGUCUUAGUAUUUAAUGUAGUUGUAAGAAUAGCAAAACAAAGAAUAUUUAAUGCUCUCCAUAUUUCAAAGCUAAUAACUUUUCAUGUUCUCCAACGUUGCCUGUCAGACUUUGAUGGGGAAUUUCAUUUCUCUCCGUCUUUCACUUUUUUAACGGAUGUAAAUCUUUUGGAAAUGAGU
Cucurbita maxima (winter squash) is the source of this 1472-nucleotide messenger RNA. Its product is annotated as WAT1-related protein At1g25270-like. Bases 47 to 1189 code for a protein of 380 amino acids. Gene Ontology annotation, molecular function: transmembrane transporter activity. Lineage: Eukaryota; Viridiplantae; Streptophyta; Magnoliopsida; Cucurbitales; Cucurbitaceae. Gene Ontology annotation, cellular component: plasma membrane. The transcript has 6 exons. The record is from RefSeq and is a predicted model, not a curated record.